This is a messenger RNA of Helobdella robusta, 618 nucleotides long. RefSeq lists its product as hypothetical. Lineage: Eukaryota; Metazoa; Annelida; Clitellata; Rhynchobdellida; Glossiphoniidae. The record is from RefSeq and is a predicted model, not a curated record. The coding region runs from base 1 to 618 and encodes 205 amino acids. The transcript has 4 exons.
AUGGAAGUAUGGAACAAAUAUAUGAAGUCAUCUGCGCAUCAUCCUUGGAUCGGCCACAUGAUGCUGUGGAUGAAAUUUUUUGCAAGGAUGUUUCUGACCGACAACACCGUUGUAAACAUUUUGAUGCUUGGUCUAGCUGAUCUUAAAGAUUUGGAGGAACCACAUAUUGAAAGAGAGAAGCAAAGGACUGUGCGUGAAGAACUUGAUGUAAUGGAUCGAAUGCAGCUACAUUCUAAUGCCCCAACAUUUCAUUCAAUUCCAAGACACAACUCGAGAACAUUUAAGCAUUUACGAAAAGUUGUUCCUGUCAAAGAAUUUAAACGCAAAUAUACUGUGUCUGAUGCUUUAUUAUUACGAAGACUCAUUGUUGCUGCUGAUAGCGGCCGAGAUGUUGAUUUGAAGCAGUUACUUCGACAUGAACUGCACGAAGCUGCACUGUCAUUAGCAAUGUUUGACGGAUAUCUUCGGCUUCCAAUAACUAAAGGCGACGCUUUUGCUCUUGCCGAGGUGCACAAUGGAAAAUUUUGCGAUAAGUUGGGGGGUCGGGUGAUUUCAGUUCCAAAAUUCCAUGACUGUUUAAAUGAGAAUUUAGAAAAACAUCUUGUCAUUGCGAAAUAA